AUGUAUUUGUUGGCUACUGAGUCUCUGAGUUUCCUCUGUGUGUUAAUAUGUGCUUGUUGGUCCAAAAAGCCACCAAAUGUUUCAACUCCAAACAUUAUCAUCAUGCUUAUGGAUGACAUGGGUUGGGGGGACUUGGGUGUGUUUGGCCAGCCCUCCAGAGAGACCCCCAACCUCGAUGCCAUGGCUGCCCAGGGCAUGCUGUUUCCCAACUUCUACACAGCCAACCCUCUUUGCUCUCCAUCAAGAGCAGCACUUCUCACAGGAAGGCUCCCUGUCAGAAAUGGAUUCUACACCACCAACGGCCAUGCCAGAAAUGCAUACACUCCUCAGGAGAUAGUGGGAGGGAUCUCGAAGGACGAGAUUCUACUACCAGAGAUGCUGAAAAAAAAAGGCUAUGUCACCAAGAUAGUUGGCAAGUGGCAUCUUGGCCACAGGCCACAUCACCUUCCUCUGGAACAUGGCUUUGACGAAUGGUUUGGUGCACCAAACUGCCACUUUGGCCCCUACAACAGUAGCUACAGGCCUAAUAUCCCCGUCUACAACAACUCUGAGAUGGUGGGCAGAUAUUAUGAGGACUUCAAGAUCGCCAAGAGCACUGGCGAGUCAAACCUCACGCAGAUCUUCUUGCAGGAGGGUUUGGACUUCAUCGUCCGCCAGACUCACGCCCACCGUCCCUUCUUCCUGUACUGGGCGGCUGAUGCCACCCACUCUCCUGUCUAUGCCUCCAAACGCUUCCUGGGAAAGAGCUCCCGAGGCAGGUAUGGCGAUGCAGUGAUGGAGCUGGAUGACAGUAUUGGUCAGAUCCUUUCGUGGCUGCGGACUCUCGGCAUCGAUCAAAACACCUUUGUCUUCUUCACUUCAGACAAUGGAGCUGCUGUCAUGUCUGGCCCAUAUGAGAGUGGCAGCAAUGGGCUGUUCCUCUGUGGGAAAGAGACUACCUUUGAAGGGGGCAUGAGGGAGCCCGCCAUUGCCUGGUGGCCUGGACACAUCCCAGAGGGCAUGGUGAGUUUCCAGUUAGCCGGAGUGAUGGACCUGUUCAGCACCAGUUUGGCACUGGCUGGUCUCAGUCCUCCAGAGGACAGAGUCCUGGAUGGAGUGGACCUGACGCCUGUCCUGCUCAACCACCCAGGCAGACUGAACAACACACUCACCGACAGGCCCAUCUUUUAUUACCGUGGAAACGAGCUGAUGGCUGUGAGACUUGGACCCUACAAGGCACACUAUUGGACUUGGAGCAACUCAUGGAAGGAGUUUGAACAGGGUAUCAACUUUUGUCCGGGCCAAGAGGUUCCAGGCGUGACCACUCACACCCAGGAAGAACACACAAUGCAACCAAUCAUUUUCCACCUGGGGCGGGACCCUGGGGAGCGAUAUCCUAUCAGUGUCUUGGCUAAGGAGUACCAGGAUGUGCUCAGCAGGAUCUCGCCGGUCGUGGAGCAGCAUAAGAAGGCCUUGGUGCCCGGCGUUCCCCAGCUCAACGUGUGUGACUUGUCUGUGAUGAAUUGGGCCCCUGCAGGCUGCGAGAAGCUGGGAAAGUGUCUGAAAGCACCCAAGUCUGAGCCCUGGAAGUGUGACUGGCCUCACUAGGCGUCCAUCCCCGGACCAAAAGAGGAGCGAUCUGCUGACGUGCCUUGGACAUCGUCGACAGCCAACCCCGUUCUGUUCGUGUACAUGAGGUGGACUGAUGCGUGGCACCGAAGGAUGUUACAUGACAUACGAAUAUUCCCCGUUUUCAGUUCACUCACUCAUUUUUAUUUUUUUUUGGCCAUAGUGGUGGGGUAUAGUGGCUAUAUGGCUAUUCAUGGUAUUUUGAGAAAAUUAUGAAAAUAAUAAUGUUCAUUCCUGAGACACUCCUUAGAGAUGUUCCUUUCCCACAGGCAUUUAAUUCAGCCAGCCUCACUGUAAGCUUGAAUGAUUAUUGUGGUCUUUUGAUAUAUGUUUUAAUUGUACAGCAAACAAAUUUUACAUGUUACUAAA
Messenger RNA from Lampris incognitus (smalleye Pacific opah), 1977 nucleotides. It is a transcript of the gene galns, whose product is annotated as galactosamine (N-acetyl)-6-sulfatase. The transcript has 14 exons. Gene Ontology annotation, molecular function: N-acetylgalactosamine-6-sulfatase activity; arylsulfatase activity. The record is from RefSeq and is a predicted model, not a curated record. NCBI's taxonomy places the organism in Eukaryota, Metazoa, Chordata, Actinopteri, Lampriformes, Lampridae. The coding region runs from base 1 to 1587 and encodes 528 amino acids.